Molecule: messenger RNA, 7526 nt
Organism: Pseudoliparis swirei
Lineage: Eukaryota; Metazoa; Chordata; Actinopteri; Perciformes; Liparidae
Gene: adgrl3.1
Product: adhesion G protein-coupled receptor L3.1
Exons: 26
Coding region: 451-5298 (1615 amino acids)
Biological process (GO): synapse assembly; adenylate cyclase-activating G protein-coupled receptor signaling pathway; cell surface receptor signaling pathway
Cellular component (GO): membrane; axon; cell-cell junction
Molecular function (GO): carbohydrate binding; G protein-coupled receptor activity
Source: RefSeq, a predicted model, not a curated record
CAUUUGGACGGACGCGAUCGUCUGUACCUCCCCCGGCGCGCGCGCUGAUCGGGAUACUAAGCACGCAGCCAUCGUUUUAUUGCACCCUCAGCUUCAUCUCUCCAUCCUUUUCUUUCGGUAAGGUUUACCCACAGUCGCUGUUUUUGUGUGUGUUGUUUUUCUUUCUUUGCGGCACCAACAUUUAACCAGAGAGCCAAGGAGACCCGCGAAAUCAUUGAAUUGACUGGGAAAAUAUAUUUCCAUCCGAGAUCCGAGGGUCUGUACGAAAAGAAGAGCGCAGCGAAAGGGGGUUUAUUCCUGACUCCUCCGUGCGCUGGAUGUGCAUGUAUGCGCCGAUACCGCUGCGACUGGUGACACGGACUCGGACGUCCAGCCGCCAUUGAGAUGUAAUUCUCUGGGGGGGUCUUCAUUUCACUUUGACCAACCAAAGUACAACACAACGGGGCCUGUAUGGUGUUAGGAACACUGAGCUGUGAGGAAAACAGCUCGCCACAAGACCGUCUGGACUCAGCAGGAAGCGCCGCCGUGUUUACUUCCAGGUCAACCUCAGACGUCAUGUGGACCAGAUGCCUGCUCUUCGUCUCGACCUUGUUUGCUCCCAUCGCCAUUGCCCUCGGCCGAGCCCCCAUCCCCAUGGCGGUGGUGCGGAGGGAGCUGUCCUGCGAGUCCUACCCCAUCGAGCUGCGCUGCCCGGGCACCGACGUCAUCAUGAUCGAGAGCGCCAACUACGGACGCACCGACGACAAGAUCUGCGACUCCGACCCCGCCCAGAUGGAGAACACCCGCUGCUACCUGCCCGACGCCUACAAGAUCAUGUCUCUCAGAUGCAACAACCGUACGCAGUGUGCGGUGGUGGCCGGGCCCGACGUCUUCCCCGACCCCUGCCCCGGCACAUACAAGUACCUGGAGGUCCAAUAUGAGUGUGUCCCAUACAAAGUGGAACAAAAAGUAUUCCUCUGCCCCGGCAUUCUGCGAGGAGUGUACCAAAGCGAGCACCUCUUCGAGUCGGACCACCAGUCGGGCGCCUGGUGCAAAGACCCGCUGCAGGCCUCGGACAAGAUCUACUACAUGCCCUGGACGCCGUACCGCACGGACACGCUCACGGAGUACUCGUCGAAGGAGGACUUCAUCGCGGGCCGUCCCACCACCACCUACAAGCUGCCGCACCGCGUGGACGGGACCGGCUUCGUCGUCUACGACGGGGCGCUGUUCUUCAACAAGGAGCGCACCCGCAACAUCGUCAAGUUCGACCUGCGCACGCGCAUCAAGAGCGGCGAGGCCAUCAUCGCCAACGCCAACUACCACGACACGUCGCCGUACCGCUGGGGGGGCAAGUCGGACAUCGACCUGGCGGUGGACGAGAACGGGCUGUGGGUGAUCUACGCCACGGAGCAGAACAACGGGCGCGUGGUGGUGAGCCAGCUCAACCCCUACACCCUGCGCAUCGAGGGCUCGUGGGACACCACCUACGACAAGCGCUCCGCGUCCAACGCGUUCAUGAUCUGCGGAGUCCUGUACGUGGUCAAGACCGUCUACGAGGACGACGACAACGAAGGGACGGGGAACAAAGUCGACUACAUGUACAACACGGAUAAGAGCAAGGAGGUGGCGGUCGGCAUAUCGUUCCCGAAUUCCUACCAGUACAUCGCCGCAGUGGAUUACAACCCCAGGGACAACCUGCUGUACGUGUGGAAUAACUACCACGUAGUCAAGUACUCGCUGGACUUCGGCAACAAUGACUAUCGCCCGCCUCCCAUGAUGCCUCCUAACCGAGGGGGAGGUCCAGUUGGCGGUGGAGGUUCCUCCUCCUCAUCUACCGGCCGCACCACCACCACUCGUUCCCCUCCCUACUACACCACCCCACGACCUGUCCUCACCACCUCCCCCGGCCAGCGCUUCCGGACCACCACCACGGUCCGCCAGCCCGUCGCGGCUCCGGCCGGCGGCUCGUCGUCGGACACCAACCAGAUCGCCGACACCAACCAGAAGGCCGGGGGUCGCUCCCCUCCGGUGCAGCUCCCUCCGGCGGUCCCGCAGGCCCCCGCCCCGCAACCCCAGGACUUCUGCAAUCCGAGGCUGAAGGCCGACAUAUCGUGGCCCCGGACGCAGCAGGGCCAGAUGGCCAAGCAGCCCUGCCCCGUCGGGACGCUGGGCGUGGCCACGUACGUGUGCGUGGCACAUUUGGGCUACUGGGAUCCCCGUGGCCCCGACCUCAGCAACUGCACGUCGCCAUGGGUCAACCACAUCAUGCAGAAACUCCGCUCGGGCGAGACGGCAGCAAUCGUGGCCAGGGAGCUGGCGGAGCAGACCAAAGGGCUCCUGCGCCCCGGAGACGUGCCGUCCACCGUGCGGGCCAUGGCCCAGCUGGUGGAGCUGCUGGACGUCCAGCUCAGGAACCUCACCCCCGGGGGCAAGGACAGCGCCGCCCGCAGCCUCACCAAGCUUCAGAAGAGAGAAAGGUCCUGCAGGUUUUUCACACAGGCGAUGGUGGAGACGGUGAAUAAUUUGCUGCAGCCCAGAGCCCAGGCGGCUUGGAGGGAACUGCCCACCAGCGGGCAGCUGCACUCGGCCACUCUCCUCCUCGACACGGUGGAGACUGGGGCUUUUAUGUUGGCUGACAACCUCCUCAAGACGGACACUGUGCUGGAGACCACUGAAAACAUACAGCUUGAAGUGGCCAGGCUUAGCACGGAUGGGAACCUUGCCGACCUGACAUUCCCUCAGUCAGAGCUCCAUGGAAACUCCAUCCAGCUGUCAGCCAGCACUCUCAAGCAGCAUGGCAGAAACGGUGAGAUCAGGAUGGCCUUCAUCCUCUACAGGAACCUGGGGGCCUACCUGUCCACGGAGAACGCCAGCGUCCGGCUGAGCAGCGAGGCGGUCUACCCCAAUUACUCCGUCAUCGUCAACUCCCCGGUCAUCACAGCGUCCAUCAACAAGGAGAGCAACAAGGUGUACCUGUCUGAGCCCGUGGUCUUCACGGUCAAACACCUGCAGCAUUCGGAGGAGAACUUCAAUCCCAACUGUUCGUUCUGGAGCUACUCCAAGCGUACCAUGAUGGGAAUCUGGUCUACCCAGGACUGUCGUCUGCUGGCCACCAACCGCACACACACCAGCUGCUCCUGCACACACCUCACCAGCUUUGCGGUGCUCAUGGCCCACGUGGAGGUGAAGAAAGCGGACAGCAUGCACGACCUGCUCCUGGACGUCAUCACGUGGGUGGGGAUCCUGUUGUCGCUGGUGUGCCUGCUCAUCUGCAUCUUCACCUUCUGCUUCUUCCGCGGGCUGCAGAGCGACCGCAACACCAUCCACAAGAACCUCUGCAUCAGCCUCUUCAUCGCCGAGUCGCUGUUCCUGGUGGGGAUCAACAGGGCCGAUCAACCGAUUGCCUGUGCGGUCUUCGCGGCCCUGCUCCAUUUCUUCUUCUUGGCAGCCUUCACCUGGAUGUUCCUGGAAGGGGUGCAGCUCUACAUCAUGCUGGUGGAGGUGUUCGAGAGCGAACACUCCAGGACUAAGUACUUCUACCUGGCAGGCUACGGCGUGCCUGCUGUCAUAGUGGCCGUCUCCGCGGCAGUGGACUACAGGAGCUACGGCACCGACCGAGUGUGCUGGCUGCGAUUGGACACGUACUUUAUCUGGAGCUUUAUAGGCCCUGCUACGCUCAUCAUUAUGCUGAAUGUAAUCUUCCUCGGCAUCGCUCUUUAUAAGAUGUUCCAUCACACGGCCAUUCUCAAACCAGACUCUGGAUGUCUGGACAAUAUCAAGUCCUGGGUGAUUGGGGCCAUAGCCCUACUGUGUCUGCUGGGCCUGACCUGGGCCUUCGGCCUGAUGUACAUCAACGAGAGCACCGUCAUCAUGGCCUACCUCUUCACCAUCUUCAACUCCCUGCAGGGCAUGUUCAUCUUCAUCUUCCACUGCAUACUCCAGAAGAAGGUGCGCAAAGAGUACGGCAAAUGCCUGCGCACCCACUGCUGCAGCGGCAAGAGCGUGGAGACGUCCAUCUCUUCCUCCAGCAAGACCACCACUUCGCGGACGCCGGGCCGCUACUCCACGGGCUCACAGGUGAGCUUACCUGCCUGCACACCUGGACGCUACAGCACGGCAGACUCUCAGAGUCGCAUCAGGCGGAUGUGGAACGACACCGUGAGGAAGCAGGAGUCCUCCUUCAUCACCGGAGACAUCAACAGCUCCGCCACGCUCAACAGAGGAGCCAUGGCUAAUCAUCUUAUAACUAAUGCUCUCCUUCGUCCCCAUGGUACUAACAAUCCUUAUAACACUCUCCUGGUGGACUCGGCAGUCUAUAACAACCCCGCCGUGGGCAUGUACAACACCCAAGCACCGUACCGAGACACAAAGGGUAUCCUGAACAACGCGAGGGACUCCAGUGUGAUGGACACACUCCCUCUCAAUGGCAACCACGCCAACAACUACAGCAUGGCCAGCAGCGAGUACUUGAGCGACUGCGUCCAGAUUCUGGACCGUAGCGGCGGCUACGGCACCCACGGCGACCACAAGGAGACCACCCUGGAGAAGAAGAUCCUCAAGGAGCUGACCUCCAAUUACAUCCCGUCGUACCUCAACAACCACGAGAGGGGCACCACCGAGCGCAACCACAACCUGAUGAACAAGCUGGUGAACAGCAGCAUGGCCAACGGAGGGAGCGUGGCGGGAGGCAGCAGCAGCAGCAGCAGCAGUGGAGUUGGUGGGUGCGUGGGCAGCGGGAAAGAGGACACCGGGCCCAUGGUGCUGGACAACCCCGCGGCCUUCCCCCACGAGGAGAACCUGGGUUUGGAGAUCAUCCGGGAGGAGUCCAACGCCCCGCUCCUGCCGCCGCGGCCCCCUCCGCCUGACAGCCACCCGCCGCCUCCACCGCCGCCGCCCAGCUUCUCCCGGCCGCGGCGCAUCGCCCAAGAGACGAGCGAGAGCUUCUUCCCCCUGCUGACCAACGAGCACACCGACGAGCACACGCAUUCGCCCAACCACAGAGACUCGCUGUACACCAGCAUGCCGGUGCUGACGGACCUUCCGGACGGGCAGGUGAACGGCUUAACGGACGGGGAGGAGGAAAGCUCCGGCGAGCUGCAGCCCUGCAAGAGCGCCACCGCUCCCGAGCUGGACGACGUCUAUUACAAGAGCAUGCCAAACCUGGGCUCCAGGAACCACCUCCACGAGCUGCAGAGCUACUACCACAUGGGCCGCGGUGGCAGCGACGGAUACAUGGUGUCCGGCAACAAGGACGAGUCCGACUCGUCGCCCGAGGAGCCGCCGAUAGACCCUUCCCACCUGGUGACCAGUCUAUAGAGCCGAUCGAGAGACUUCUAUCCCUCCCCAGCCCAUUCUCACACUUCCAACUUUCCAACGAAAAACAUUCUGUGUUGUUGACCGACGGUUUGAGCUGGCCCACCCCUGGAUCGAUAUACUGUGUGUGACAUUAACUGUGGGGAUUCGCCGGUCUGAUGAAAGCGUGAACUGAAUGUAUUGUCACAAAUGGUGCCGGGCGAAGGGGCGGUGCUAAAGAGACUUUUUUUGGGGGGGGAACAUCAAAGAGAAACGGAACUUUAAACCCAGGAAAGGAGCGGGAGGGAUUCUGUAAUUUCACCCGACCUGUUACUUUAAUACGAAAUCUUGGAUUGGCCGUAGCCCUACAAGUUCCCCAAUAUGGACCUCUAGCAGAUCAUAGCGUAUAGUCUCCACUUCCAGCACCACAGGGGGGCGUGGCCGCACUUGGUUAAAGAGGAGCUGCCUGUGUGUCUGUCCGUCUGUCUCUCUGUCUGACUCUUGAAGACACGUGCUGGGAUGACGUUUCCACCUCAGAGCAGGGUGUAGAACUCCGGUGUUCGCAACAUAAACUGGACUUGAAGAGGCCCCGCCCCACUCCCGGCCAAUCAAGUGGAGGAUGUACGAUAUAUGCCCUCACGACCGAUCAUCCCCAGAACUAUUUUAUUGGGCGACCGAACUGUAACCAUAUCACGCCGAUGUUCUGAAUUCCCCUUCACGUUCGUAUCUGCUAAACUGGAGUUGUGUCUGGGCUGGUGUAACAUUCCUGCAAGUUGUAGUGACUGCGGCUACUGUGUACUUCACUGAAAACAAAGAAGGAAGAUCAUAUUACAGCAGACUGGAUAAAAAAAAAUAGAAAAAAGGAAAAAAAUAAUGGGUUCUGUUUCUUCUCCUUUCCUCUGUAAAAGUUUUCAGUUGUCAAAGGAUUAUAAAUAAUUCACAAACUGUUUCUAUGUAUUGUACAGAAUACAGGUACAAAUACAAAUGUUGCGUAUAACCAAGUCUUUUAUUUCUUUUUCAAUUUUUUCUUUUUUAAUUUGCCAAAAUGUUGUCCGCGGAGCUGACGUCACGAGGAGUUCUGGUCGCGUGUAGAUGGCGUUACGAGCGAGGGACAAUUUGUCGCUCUUUCGUAAAUGCAGAGACGGAUACGCAUUCCUUGAUUAAUAUGCACACUUCAUGCUGGUCCUUUUAUAGCAACACCACUGUCAGCUAUUAUCAUAUACUUUACCACUUUGUAGAUGGGAAACUGAAGGGGCAAAGAAGCGGCUGCGUUAUGAAAGAGGCGGUUGCUAUGGAAAUGCUGCCAUUUAGUCUUCGCUGGAAGUGGGUAUCAUCUCAUUUGUUCUUGAAUAAAGCGUUUCCUUCUUUUAGGCACAAGCCUGGGUGAAGAUUUUUUAAUUUGAUUUGUUACCAGAAAUAGCAGAUAUUUGGAGCAACACAAGAAUGGUUUAUGAAGCAUAUCCUCUCUAUUGCCAAAUGUUCUACCAAUUGAUAUUACCUUGCUGUGCUGGUUGAGAUUGUACAGAAGAAGAAUGCUGAGAAUAAAGAAAUGUCAUUCUCAAAACUAAAAAGGAAGAAAAUGUCCGCUAAUUGAAAGAAUGCCAUAAACACACCGUAUAUACAGGACUGUCUCAGAAAAUUAGAAUAUUGUGAUAAAGUUCUUUAUUUUCUGUAAUGCAAUUAAAAAAUUAUUAAAUAUUAAAAGAAUAAAAGGCUUGCAAUAUUUCAGUUGAUUUGUAAUGAAUCCAGAAUGCAUGACAUUUUUGUUUUUUUAAUUGCAUUACAGAAAAUAAAGAACUUUAUCACAAUAUUCUAAUUUUCUGAGACAGUCCUGUAUAUAUAUGUGAACUGAAGAUGUGAAAACUCUGCACUCGGUAGCACUGUCCAAUGUGGAAAGCCAAUGUUUACUUAUUUAGGAGAAGAAGAAAAAAAAUCAUAAUUGUAUGAAGUGUAGCUUGCACAUAGCCCCCUCCAUGUCCCAGAGAGAACUUAUUUAUUUAUCUGUUUAUUGGUUUGAAGGCGGCAAAACAGGCUUGGAGGAAAGAACGCUAGCUUUAGACAGGAGUAAAUAAAACGGCACUGGGUUUGUUUUAUGGUUCUUUUUCUUUUAAAUUAUUAUGAUCAUGAUUAUAAUUACAAUAUUAUUGCUAAUUAUUUAUUCUUUUUGUAUGGGUUCCAAGUUGAAUGAUCUCAUAACUAAUAUUUGUUGUAACAGUGAAAGUUGUUUGCCAACAAAUAAAUUACUGACAUAG